Molecule: messenger RNA, 219 nt
Organism: Penicillium daleae
Lineage: Eukaryota; Fungi; Ascomycota; Eurotiomycetes; Eurotiales; Aspergillaceae
Exons: 2
Coding region: 1-219 (72 amino acids)
Source: RefSeq, a predicted model, not a curated record
AUGAUGCUGCUUAGCAGCACAGACGCUGUUGAUGGGUGUGGCACAUUGCAGGACACUGGCCACGCAGACGUCCUCCUUGGAAUUGCAGUGGAAUUCCGCGGGGAGGGAUAUGAUUGGCGUCGUUGGCGCCAGCAGACAUCUCACCGAAUCACAACCGAGUUCAGCGUCGAAUCGAGUCUAGACACCACCGAACAUCCCUGCUCAUCUUCAGAGUUCUGA